AUGGGAAAAGAGGAGCUAUCCGAGGGUGCCUUCCAUUACUGUACACCUGGUUCAAGUCUCAUCUGCCUACAAGUGGUCCGUUUGUUACUUCUACUCAAAAGUGGUCUCAAAGAAUCAUGGGACUUACUGCAAACGACAUUGUGUGGUACCAACUCCGAACAGGGGACUGACCCCGUAGCACUUGAGGAAAUCAGGAAGGCUUGGAAUAAUAUCCGCAUAGGUGAAAGAUCCACUUUGGGAGCCAAGAAUGCUAUUGCCAUGGAUCCUUACACUGAUUGGGUCAAGGAGAGAGUCAAGACACUUCGGUUACCAUUCCCGGAAGUUCCUCUCUUGUAUGCACAACCUCCAAAGAUAGUAGAAGCUGUGGUGCCGAGGGAAAGAUUUGAUCAAGUCCGCGUCGCAAAUUUGAGAUUGAAAGAGAAAGAUAGGGAUACGGAUUUGAAACACUACUUCAUUAAACAGACAAAGAAUGAGUUGGCCCGUGAACUUAAAAUGCUGAAAGGAGAAUCUUCCCAAGUUAGGAAGAGGACCAGAACAGAUAGAGGUGGGAAAGCUGCUGCUGCUUUUACUGAAGACCCUCAAGAAGUCAUAGAAAAGGCUGUAAAGGAAGCAGAGGAAAAACUCAAACGCGAAUACCAAGAGGACUUAAAAGCCCACAAUCUCCAACUAGAAAAAGAGACCAAAUAUAAGCUGAGGACUAUGAAAAAGAAGCUCGAAGAGGAAACUGCCCGGAGGAUGGUAGUUGAGAAGAAGCUUGAGGAGGAAAUUACCCAAAGGAUGGCAGUUGAGACACAGCUUAAAGGUAGUCAUCUCCGCUCCGCUCGACUAACAGAAGAGAAUGUCAAGCUCAGAGAUCAAAUGGCAGAUAUGGAGAAUGCACCCGAGAAGACUUAUCUCCCAGAUUGCAAAGGAUGUGACGAACUUAGGGAGUGCUGUAAAAAGCUGGAUGGGCAUUUGUUUUGCAAAGAUGAGGUGAUUCAAAGUCUUCUUAAAGGAAGGGAUCGAGAAGCAACCAAGAAACUGUUUUCUCUUUCAGCAAUUGCACCUCCACCUACACAUCGCUACUACACAAGAGCUAAUCAUUCACUGCAAAUGGAUCAGUUAAGGGACGAUCUUAUCCAGAUGAGAACCCAGGUUACUGCUCAGAUGGCUCAGUUCAUGGAAGUCAUGCAAAACAUGGUUGAUCGCCAAGAAGAACUCAGAAUCAGGAUGGACACAGUUGCUCAGGUUGUCGCGGAUCCCCCACAAAGAAAUCCUGCUGAUAUUCGUGUCAAUGGUGAGCCUGUGAUCGGAGGACCUGGUGUAAUUCCUCCUGCUGCUAAUCAAGAGGACCGACAUGAGGACUUGUUUCCUGAAAGUGAAUGGGGAUUUCCACAUGAUGCUGGAAGGAUGUUUAGAGGUCCGGAAGAGAGGAUGAGGGCAAUGGAAGGCCAAGGACUUGGUAUGGAUAUCAGUGAUUUGGGUUUGGUUCCUGGCGUCCGUGUGCCACCGAAAUUCAAAGUACCUGAUUUUGAGAAAUACAAGGGGAAUACUUGCCCUAAGACACAUGUCCGAGCUUACUAUCGCAAGAUGCAUGUAUACUCUAAGGACGAAGGACUGUUGAUGCAUUUUUUCCAAGAUAGCCUGACUGGGGCCUCCUUGGAAUGGUAUAUGAGGUUAGAGAGAACUCACAUCCGAAGUUGGAGGGACCUAGUUGAGGCCUUCGUGAAGCAGUAUCAGUAUAAUGUUGACAUGGCCCCGAAUCGCACUCAGUUACAGAAUCUAGCCCAGAAAGCUAAUGAGUCUUUCAAAGAAUAUGCGCAGAAAUGGCGCGAGUUGGCAGCUAGAGUCCAGCCACCUAUGUUGGAAAGAGAGAUGAUGGACUUAUUCACCAACACUCUGGAGGGCCAAUACUACUCCGCCUGCUCUGCAUCCUCGAGUUUCGCCGAAUUGGUUAUGAUUGGUGAACGAAUUGAAAGUGGGAUUAAGGCUGGUAGAAUACAGAAUCCAAGUGCUGCUAGUUCCUCUUCUGGGGCCGGUGGAAAGAAGCCAUACAAUGGGUUUGCCAAGAAGAGGGAAGGUGAGACUAGUGCUGCUUACUAUAGCGGGGGCAGAAAUCAGGCUCAUCAACAAGUAGCCGCUGUGACUAUACCAAAUGCUCCCUUCCAACAUCAACAACAAGGGUAUCCGCCACGUCAGUAUCAACAACGACCGAAAAUGCCAGAAAGGGUUUUCGAUCCGAUCCCAAUGGCAUAUGCUCAAGUACUGCCAUAUCUCCUCGAUUUGAAGUUAGUACAAUUGAGGACUCUAGCCACUCCUGCAAAGUUGCCUCCUAAUUGGGAUGCCAAUGCGAGAUGUGAAUUCCACUCUGGGGCACCUGGGCACAAUAUUGAAAAUUGUAAGGCAUUGAAAAAUCUGGUUCAAAAUCUUCUCGACUCUAAGGCCAUUGAGUUUACUCCUACUCAAGGACCUAAUGUUGUUCAAAAUCCCAUGCCUCCCCAUGGAACUCAUGCUGCAAAUGCCAUCGAGGUUGUUGAAGACGCUUGCUUGAUCAAGGAUGUGAAUGAAUUGGGUUCAUUGUUGCCAUUAUUGAAGACAGAAUUAUUGAGGAUGGGUCUAUACUCUGGUUGUGGAGAAUUCUGUACUGAUUGCAUGACCAUUUCCACAGUUUGUGAUAAGGUGAAAGGUGAGAUUCAACAGUUGAUGGAUAGUGGGUAUCUACAGUUUGAGCAUGUGCGACGUCCUGAAAGGGUUGAAAAUGUAGUUAAUGUGGUAUCCAUCACGUAUACUCCUGCUAAGAUUCCAGUUCCUGCCAGAGCGCCGCCCUUGGUCAUUAAGUUGCCUGGUCCCGUUCCGUAUACUAGUGAAAAAGCAAUCCCAUGGAAUUAUGGCGGAGAAGUUUUCUACCAAGGGGCCAAGUAUGAGAUUAAAAUGCCGGUUGAGAAAGAAGAAGUGGGUAAUGUCGUUGGCAUUGGAAGGAUGACAAGAAGUGGUCGUAUUUUCAAUCCUCCCCAGAAUACUCGCGAUGACAAUGCAGAAGCUCUAGCUCAAGCAAAAGGGAAAAGAGUGGUAGAAGAUACAGUGGGUCAGGGGAAAAGGUCUAACUCUGAGGACACUGUGGCCAAAGAGAUGGAAGAAUUCCUAAAGAUCAUCAAGAAGAGUGAAUAUAAAGUGGUUGACCAACUGAGUCAAACUCAAUCAAAGAUUUCGAUCUUACAGUUGCUCUUGUGUUCGGAGGCACAUCGAAAUGCUUUAUUGAGGCUUCUAAGUACUGCCUUUGUCCCUCCAGAAAUCUUAGUGAAUCAACUUGAAGGAGUGGUGUCAAACAUCAAUGCGGGUAAUGGAUUAGGAUUCACCGAUGCAGAUCUGCCUCCCGAAGGUAAAAACCACAGUAGAGCUUUACAUAUAUCGGUGGAGUGUAAAGGGACUAUGUUAUCACGUGUUCUUGUGGAUAAUGGAUCCUCUUUGAAUGUGUUGCCGAAGUCGUCCUUGAUGAGGCUAGAUUAUUCUGGUGUUGAGAUAAGGCCGAGUGAAUUGACAGUGAGAGCCUUUGAUGGGACGAAGAGAUCAGUGUUUGGGGAGGUAGACUUGCCAAUAAUGAUAGGCCCUCAGCUUUUCACUAUUACUUUCUUUGUGAUGGAUAUCCACCCGUCUUACAGUUGUCUCCUGGGACGUCCAUGGAUCCAUGCCGUUGGGGCCGUGACUUCCACAUUGCAUCAGAAACUCAAAUUCGCGACUCAAGGAAAGAUAGUCACAAUAUGUGGGGAGGAAGAACACGUGGUAAGCCAUCUUGCGUCCUUCAGGUAUAUUGAUGUGGAAGGAGAGGUCCACGAGACGCCUUGCCAAGCCUUUGAGGCUAUCCAGACUAUCAAGAUCCCUUAUGUUGAUAAUAAGAAGUUGGAGGCUCCCAUGUCUUCACUAAAGGAAGCUAAAGCUGUGGUUGAAUCCGGUCAUCCUGAAGGAUGGGGCCGAGUCUUGGAUCUACCAAUCAAGCAGGAUAAAUGUGGGAUUGGAUAUCAGUUGGGUCAGAGUUCAUCUAAUGAGGCCUCCAAAAAGUCCGGAACCUUCGUUCCGAUCAAGUUCUCUAGUGCUGGCAUCGUCAAGGAUCAUAUUUGCGCUGUUGAUGAUGAUAUGGACAGUGAUUAUGACAUUGAAGAAUGGAUCAAGCCGUGUAUCCCAGGACAGAAGCUUCUCAACUGGUCGUCCGAGGACAUCAUCUCAAUUGCUUCUGAUCAAGAGUAA
Vicia villosa (hairy vetch) is the source of this 4221-nucleotide messenger RNA. RefSeq lists its product as uncharacterized. Lineage: Eukaryota; Viridiplantae; Streptophyta; Magnoliopsida; Fabales; Fabaceae. The transcript has 4 exons. The record is from RefSeq and is a predicted model, not a curated record. The coding region runs from base 1 to 4221 and encodes 1406 amino acids.